Molecule: messenger RNA, 498 nt
Organism: Hyaloperonospora brassicae
Lineage: Eukaryota; Oomycota; Peronosporomycetes; Peronosporales; Peronosporaceae
Source: the annotation of a GenBank genome assembly
AUGGCCGAGCCCCACAUGAAGACCGCGGGCGUCGCCCAGUACAUCCGCCACCAGGACGACGUGCCAGCGAACGCGAUCGCGCCCACGGACGACGUCGUGACGGAGUUCAAGCAGCUCAAGAUGCGGCGCAAGUACCGCUUCAUCCUCUUCCGCAUUGAGGCCGAUCAGGUGGUUGUCGACAGGACAGCGCCGCGCUCGGCCACGUUCCAGGACUUUGAUGCGGCGCUGCCGGACUCGGACUGUCGCUACGCCGUGUACGACCACGAGUUCCGCACGGCGGACGGCCGCCAGUCGAGCAAACUCUUUUUCGUGACGUGGAUCCCGCAGAACUCGCACCCGGGCUUCAAGAUGGCGUACACGCACGCCAAGAGCGCGAUUCAGAGCGUGUGCGAAGGCUGCUUCGAGGUCAGCGCCGUGAUCAAGAAGGAGGUUGCGCGGGGCCUGGACAUUACGGACGGCAACGCCUCGGACUCGAACAGCGAGUUUGAAGACGACUAG